AUGGCGACCAUGACAGCCACCAUGACAGAGACCAUGAGAGAGACCAAGGAGGCUGAGGCUUGCUCAGACUCCGGUUCCGCUCCCAGCGUUGGGAAGGACGUCUCUCUCAGCUCGCUGACCGAGCUUAAAGAGGACAAGGCACGGAUGCCUCCCUUUGCUUCACUGGCCUUGCUCCACUACUUCCUGGUUUUGGUCACGGUCAACUUGGUCAUCACCAUCCCUACGGCGAACGAGUAUGCAGAAAGAUUGGGCGCCGGACGGCUCUUUGCCGGGUUGAUGAUCGGCAUCAUGCCAAUCGUGGGCAUCGCUGGCAAUUUGUUCAACCAGAAGCUCCUCAGCUUCUUGCCCUUCAAGCACAUCUGGAUCCUGUGCGUGCUCUUCAAUGUACUGGGCUGCGUGCUCUAUGCGCUGGCCGGGUUGAUGAGAUUCAAGUGGACGCUCCUCAUUGCCCGCGGGAUCAUGGGCUUCUUCAGCGCCUUCAGCUUGCCGAGCAUCUAUGUGAGCCGCACGGUGGGCAUGGAGAGGCGCAGUGAGGUCCUCUUCUACUUCUCUGCCUUUUUAACCCUGGGCUGCGCCAUCGGGCCGGCCCUGGCGGCCAUGUUGGAGGCGUCGAUGAAGUUCAUCAAAAUCAACAACCUGGUCCUUGAUUCAGACACCAUUCCGGGAUGGUUCAUGGCCGUUCUGUACCUCUUCUUCGCCGGGAAGCUGGUGCUGUUCUUCCAAGACCUCCCCAGGGAUUCCAUUGUUGCCACGCCGGAGGUGGAAGGUCGAACCUUAAGGAGCCCCCGCAGCCCCAAGACGCCACCGAUGAGUUUGCAGAAGAUGGCGGCGGCUUGCGCCUGCUUCUGGCAGCUCUUCGUGGCCAGUACCGUGACAACGGGCGUGGAGGUCUACACCAUCAACGUGGCCCGGGAAGGCAUGGGCUGGUCGAUUGCCAGCGCGGCCUGGUACGUGGCGCUGAUCAUGUUGGUCUCCGGGGUGGUGAACCUGAGCCUUGGCAAGAUUAUCCACUGCAUGUCUUGCAGUGAUGUGGUGGGAUUGCUGGCGGGCGAAGCAUUAGCCUGCGUGGGCUGCCUGUUCUUGUUCAACUUCGACGUGGACUCGCCCACUGUGCGCGUGUCGCUGCUGACAGUCGGCUUGGUGUUGGUGCUCGUCACUCAGAGCUUCGCCAGGGCUCUGGCCUUAAGCAUCUGCUCCAAGAUCGUGCCCGCCGAGUCCAUCAACACCAUCAUGACCACGGCCACGAUUUUCAUGUCCAUUGGCCGGGGAGGCGGCUCCAUUAUCUGCUCAGUCUUGAGUGCAGACUCCUUUGCCCCGGUCUUGCUUGGCCUCUUCUCCGUGACUCUGGCGAUGACCCUAGCGACCCGGAAAUGCAUGAAGCCGGACGUGAAGGCGAGCUGA
Symbiodinium natans is the source of this 1401-nucleotide messenger RNA. NCBI's taxonomy places the organism in Eukaryota, Dinophyceae, Suessiales, Symbiodiniaceae. The record is from the annotation of a GenBank genome assembly.